Molecule: messenger RNA, 1191 nt
Organism: Lactuca saligna
Lineage: Eukaryota; Viridiplantae; Streptophyta; Magnoliopsida; Asterales; Asteraceae
Source: the annotation of a GenBank genome assembly
AUGACUCCGGCCGCCACCGCGUUACACUUGCCUAGUUCCGUUCUUCCAGACAGAGCAUGUGUUGUGUUUAAGGGGAGUCUAAGUGGGUCUCCUUUGGCCUGGUUAGCUCGUAUCUCUUCUAUUUCAUCUGAUCAUAACGGGUUUUUGAUUUCUGCAAAGAAAAGUACUGAAGGCCAAAGUGGUUAUGACGCUGAUACAUGGUUGUCCUCUUUGGAGGUGAAGCCCACGGGAUUGGAUAAUUCUCCGGCGCCCGUUCUCCCCGCAGAUCUAGAUUUGAUGGAAAUUCCAGAAGUGGGACCGAAAAACUCGACGAAGCUUGUGGAGCAUGGCAUUACUAGUGUGGCUGAUCUCAAGAAACUCUACAAGGAAAAGUUUUUUAGGAAACCGGAUCGGAUCAUGAUUGAGUAUAUAAAAUCCUCUGUUGGCAUUAAAUAUACAAACCACGCCAGGAGUAUAACCAGCUUCAUCAGAAAGAGCGUAAGUAAAGAAAUGAAAGAAGGUGGUGUCAAUUCUGAAACUGCGAUCGUAAGUAAAGAAACUAAAGAUGGUGGUGCCAAUUCUGAAACUGCGAUCGAAAGUAAAGAAACGAAAGAUGGUGGUGCCAAUGCUGAAAUUGCGAUUCCAGUUCCAACUACAGCCCCAAAGAAAAAGGUUAAAGAAGCUCGCCGCAAGCCGCAAGUGACUAAUUGAAUCAUUAUAAGAUGCAACGUACACAUGGUUUUGGUUGUUAUAUACAUAAUAUAUUAUAUAUUAUAUUAUCAAACCUCCUCGUUUAAGCUACUACUUGACACAGAUAGUAGUGAACAUGCAGGGUUGGAUUUGGAAUAUUGUAUUUGCUUGUAUGAUAUGGAAAUGCGAAUAAUAUUAGCUUUUAUGGUAUAUGACUAUAUGUGUCGUGAGUGACAGAUGUGGUGGAGUCUUAAAAACGGAUAGAUAAUAUUGAAGUUGGUUAUACAAAGUAUAUUUUGAUGUGGAAUAACCCUGAUUGCUUCAAAAGAGCUACUUGAUGCAUAUUAGAGCCUCUUAAAUUAGGCUGCAACACCGUUUGAACUAAGAAAUGUUUGUUGGGGUAAUAAAUCUUGACUGGAUAAGAAAUCAUAUUAUUUGAUUGUAUAUGUGACUGAAUGUGGUGAUUAAUGAAAAAUGAUCAUUUUACCUUGUUGUUAUAUAUAGUGAUGAAUAAAAUUGCUG